AUGUCCGCUCAUGACAAGAAGCUGACUCUCAAAGUCUCCAUCGGAAGCAGCGUCGAUCAGCUGCAGCCUGCACAUGUGAAUGAUCCAUCGCAACCAACGCACGUCAGCAACGACACAUUCCAAGGAGACAUACUUGUGCGCAUCAAAGGCUACAAUAACACAGACUUGACAGAGGAAGAGUACUUCAACAAAACCAAGAACACAAGUAGCGUCCAGAUUCGAGGUCAAAUCAAAGCUGAUUUGAAUGCCGAUGAUGUACUGUUUGGCAACGACUUUGACGCGCCUAUCGCAUCCUCACUUCCACCAGGAACGUCCUUAGGCUUGAAGGCCAUGAAGUGGAUCGACCCAGGUCUCGAAACAGACCUUUAUUGCGACAAGCCAUGGGCAUUUUCUCCUUUUAUCACGACAAUGACAGUUCUCAAGACCAGCAAUGGGGCGUGUGGCGAGGGACCAAUGGCAUUAGUUGAAGAAGACACAAGCAGUCUGCUUGGGGAAAAGCUGCCAAGCAAGCAACGGCGCAACUAUUUCGCCACCAAGGCAAACCGAGCCAAAUACUCACUGUCAAAUGCGACAUGCAUCGAGGGCGAUUUCUGCAACGGCUUCAUCGACUUCGAGGACAUGGCAGUAGCAUUGCCAUAUGUCAAUCUCAAGCUAAGCAUCCUCAAGUACUGGAAAGGUCAGCCAUUCAGGUACACAUGCAAAACGCGAGAUGGUAAAAUGCUAUUCUGCGUAGUAUUCGAGCUCGUGGAAGAAUAA
Messenger RNA from Protomyces lactucae-debilis, 756 nucleotides. RefSeq lists its product as uncharacterized. NCBI's taxonomy places the organism in Eukaryota, Fungi, Ascomycota, Taphrinomycetes, Taphrinales, Protomycetaceae. The record is from RefSeq and is a predicted model, not a curated record. The coding region runs from base 1 to 756 and encodes 251 amino acids. The transcript is spliced from 3 exons.